Vanessa tameamea is the source of this 2140-nucleotide messenger RNA. It is a transcript of the gene slif, whose product is annotated as cationic amino acid transporter 3. Gene Ontology annotation, biological process: L-ornithine transmembrane transport; L-arginine import across plasma membrane. The transcript is spliced from 11 exons. NCBI's taxonomy places the organism in Eukaryota, Metazoa, Arthropoda, Insecta, Lepidoptera, Nymphalidae. Gene Ontology annotation, molecular function: L-ornithine transmembrane transporter activity; L-lysine transmembrane transporter activity; L-arginine transmembrane transporter activity. The record is from RefSeq and is a predicted model, not a curated record. The coding region runs from base 127 to 1893 and encodes 588 amino acids. Gene Ontology annotation, cellular component: plasma membrane.
AUUGAAUGCGCGUGCGCUGGUCGCGGUUUAAUAAAUAUGGUGGAUAAUCGCGCGUGACGACAUUUGUACACAAUUUCAGUUUUCAAAAUAUACUACUGUUUCCAUUUUUAGUGUUCCGAUAAAAAGAUGGGGUGUGCAAAGAUAUUAUCAGCUCUGCGUCGCUGCAAGCAACUCGAUGCAGACGGGGACAACUCCACGCCUCUGUCCAGGUGUUUAGGCCUGGUGGACCUCACAGCCCUUGGAGUUGGAAGCACGCUUGGUCUUGGCGUGUAUGUUCUGGCAGGAUCUGUGGCCAAAACUGAAGCAGGUCCUGCCGUGACCCUUAGCUUUCUCGUCGCCGCAAUUGCAUCCGCUUUCGCUGGUCUCUGCUAUGCUGAGUUCGCUGCGCGUGUUCCUAAAGCUGGUUCAGCUUACGUAUAUAGCUACGUCAGUGUAGGCGAGUUCAUAGCCUUUACAAUAGGCUGGAAUCUGAUACUGGAAUACAUCAUUGGUACGGCGAGUGUUGCCAAGGGAAUGGCCAAUUAUAUAGACAGCCUCUGCAACAACACCAUGGCUAUCACUAUGAGAAAAAUGGUGCCAAUAAAUAUAUCAUUUCUCGCCAACUAUCCGGACUUCUUGUCGUUUGGUCUGGUGCUGCUUAUAACGAUACUGCUCUGCGUGGGUGUGAAAGAGUCUACGAAACUGAACAACGUGUUCACGGCUCUCAAUCUGGCUACUGUCGUGAUUGUCAUUAUCGCCGGGGCGAUUCAUAGUGAUCCAGCAAAUUGGAGAAUAAAAGUUGAUGAUAUUCCCGAGGAGUACCGCUCUCAAGCCGGUGAGGGUGGCUUCAUGCCAUGGGGUGUGGCAGGCGUCAUGGCCGGUGCCGCCAAGUGUUUCUUCGGUUUCGUGGGCUUCGACUGCGUGGCCACCACUGGCGAGGAAGCCAAGAAUCCCAAAAGAGACAUACCAUUAUCUAUCGUUAUUUCCUUGGCGGUAAUCUUCGCUUCGUACUUCAGUAUCGCCACGGUGUUGACAAUGAUGUGGCCGUAUUAUUUACAGGACGCAGACGCACCCUUCCCACACGUGUUUACCGAAGCCGGAAUGCCCGUUAUCAUGUGGAUCGUGACGGUGGGCGCCGUGUUCGCGCUGUGCACGAGUCUGCUGGGCGCCAUGUUCCCGCUGCCGCGCGUGCUGUACGCCAUGGGCUCGGACGGCGUGCUGUUUCGCCCCCUGAGCAUGAUCGACGCCCGCACUCAAACGCCGCUGCUGGCGACUCUACUGAGCGGGCUGUUCGCUGCGACAAUGUCGGCCAUCUUUAAUCUAAAUCAGCUGAUCGACAUGAUGUCCAUAGGAACACUCCUAGCGUACACCAUCGUAGCGACCAGCGUCUUAAUUCUGCGGUACGAGGAAGAAAAUAUAUUUAUUAUGAACGGUAUCAAUGCGGUGCCAGAGACGAUUUUCAGCAUCGUAAAACAAACCCUGAAUUUAUUGGGUCUCAAGCACCCCACUGCUCUGUCGUCCACAAUCGCCAAAUGCACCAUCGGCUUACUCUUCGUAGUUGCGCUGGUAGCGUGCGCGCUGCUGCGCUGGGCGGGCGGCGGACCGGGCGCGAUGUGCGCGGCGCUGCUGCUGCUGGCGCUGCUGCUCGUGCUGUACCGCCAGCCGCGCUCUAGCGUGCAGCAUCUCAGCUUUAAGGUUCCGCUAGUACCUCUGGUUCCAUACUUGAGCGUGUGCAUGAACGUGUACCUCAUGAUGCAGUUGGACUACCAGACUUGGUUGCGGUUCAUCUUCUGGCUCGUAAUAGGUUACGCGAUAUACUUCACGUACGGCAUCCGAAACAGUUCUCUGAGGGAAGGCAAAUGCACUACAAACAAUAACAUAGUUAACGAAAAACAGGUCAUCACGAAGUUUUGACGAAGGAAUCUAGACCUUUUGACCAGAUAUUCGGUCAUAUUCGAUUGGAAUGUCAACAGGGUGAUUUAUUAGACUUAAGAUUUUUGUAGUAGUGCGCCGAUGUACUGAAUUUUAUGUGACAAAAUUACUAAUCUAAAAUAGGUGUUUUUUUAUGUUGAACGUUUAUUUAUGACGCCAUUUGAAAUUAUUUUAGAAUUUUAAAACGUUAUUUAUAAAAAGCGGUAUUUGUAUCUGUAUCCAAAAUGAC